AUGACAAAGAACGAUUCGAAAAGAGUGAUUCCACUAGAGUCCAAUCCUGCUGUAUUCACAGAUCUUGCUUAUAAUUUGGGUUUAACACCAGUAUUGGAAUUUCACGAUGUUUAUUCAUUAACUGAUAAAGAUUUAUUAAACUUUUUACCUAAUCCACUUUAUGCUGUGAUAUUAUUAUUCCCAUUGAGUAAAAAUUACGAAGAUUAUAGAAAACAACAAGAUUCAAUUAAUGAUCAACCUUAUAAUAAUGAAUUGAAUAAUAAAAUUAAAUGGUUUAAACAAACCAUUGGUAAUGGGUGUGGAUUAUAUGCGUUACUUCAUAUAUUGACCAAUUUACCAAGAGAUUUAAUUAUUUCUAAUUCAAAAUUAUCAAAUUUAUUAGACAGUGUCAAGAAUGGAUUAUCUGUUGAUGAAACCUCUUUAAUUGUCGAAGAAUUGGAAUCAGAGAUUAAAUUGGAUGAAAAUUUUGGUGAAAAGGGCCAAACUGAAGCUCCUGCUGCGUCUGAAUCAGUUGAUUUACAUUUUAUUACUUUUAUAAAAGGAAAAGAUAAUCAUUUAUAUGAAUUGGAUGGUAGACGUAAUGGACCUAUAGAUUUAGGAGAAUCUGUUGAUGAAUCAAAUAUUAUCAAAGAUCCUUUGUUGACUGAAAAAAUCCAAUUCUAUAUUGACAAUGCUGAUGAAGCCAACAAGAAUAACUUUGCAAUUAUGGCAAUUGGGCCUUCAACCGAUUAA
Messenger RNA from Candida tropicalis MYA-3404, 732 nucleotides. Its product is annotated as ubiquitin-specific protease. Gene Ontology annotation, molecular function: cysteine-type deubiquitinase activity. The coding region runs from base 1 to 732 and encodes 243 amino acids. The record is from RefSeq and is a predicted model, not a curated record. Gene Ontology annotation, biological process: ubiquitin-dependent protein catabolic process; protein deubiquitination. NCBI's taxonomy places the organism in Eukaryota, Fungi, Ascomycota, Pichiomycetes, Serinales, Debaryomycetaceae. The transcript has a single exon. Gene Ontology annotation, cellular component: cytoplasm.